AUGUCUUCAACAUCACUGCUGCGCAUCGCGGCACGCGCCCAGCCAUCUACCUUCUUCCGCUCCAAUGGCCUCCGCAGCCUGACACCUCGCACCUCGAACGCACUCUACGCUGUGCCUGCCCUCCUCGCAACCGCCGGCUCCGCCAGCAGCUUCAGCACCACCAGCAUCCGUCGGUCUGACAAUGAGGAGACCUUCGAAGAGUUCACUGCUAGAUUUGAGAAGGAGUUCGAACAAGUGAAUGAUGUCUUUGAGCUCCAGCGAAACCUAAACAAUGCCUUCGCAUAUGAUCUCGUCCCUUCGCCGUCCGUCCUCGUUGCCGCGUUGAAGGCCGCGAGAAGAGUUAACGAUUUCCCUACGGCUGUGCGGAUCUUCGAGGGCAUCAAAGCGAAGGUCGAGAACCGUGGACAAUAUGACCAAUAUCUCGAGGAACUCAAGCCGCUCCGGGAAGAGCUCGGCAUUAGCUUGAAGGAGGAUCUAUAUCCCGAGCCGGCAAAAUAG
This is a messenger RNA of Venustampulla echinocandica, 498 nucleotides long. RefSeq names its product putative cytochrome-c oxidase chain VI. Bases 1 to 498 code for a protein of 165 amino acids. Gene Ontology annotation, biological process: mitochondrial electron transport, cytochrome c to oxygen. The record is from RefSeq and is a predicted model, not a curated record. Gene Ontology annotation, cellular component: mitochondrial inner membrane. The transcript is spliced from 4 exons. NCBI's taxonomy places the organism in Eukaryota, Fungi, Ascomycota, Leotiomycetes, Helotiales, Pleuroascaceae.